GGGCAGCGGACCUAGCAUCAGGAUACACCGCAUACCAGUAGGAUCACCACAUCUACCAAGCGAGUGGAGUCCCCAGGGACAGCAGCAGCAGCAGCACAGGAAGCGAUCCUCCGAAGGUCCUCCUAUGUACCCACAACAGGGAGGGGGUGGGAAGGGAACCAGGCCACAGUCGACACAUCAGCAGAACCACAACCACCAAGCCCAGCACCACCAGGCGGCGGCGCACUCGCAUCACCAUCACCUCAGCCAGCAGCAACAACAGCAGACAGCGCAACAACAACAACAGCAGCAGCAGUCCCACGCGCUGUUCGUCCCAAACCAUAGCGGUCUACACCAUCAUCAGCAGCAACAGUUGCUGCAGCAGCAACAACAGCAAAUCCAGCAACACAUCCAGCAGCAGCAGCAGCACCAACAACAGCAGCAACAGCAGGUGCAAGCCCAGGCCCAGGCGCACCAUCAGCCGGUCAUCUUUUACAAUACCCAGCCGCCGCCGCCGCCCUACACCGCCCACAGCGCGGCGGUCAACAACAAUGCCAAUGGCGGCGGCGGCGCUGCCCUCCAACUGAGCGCCGCCGCCAACAACAACUCCCUGGGACAUCCUCACAAUGUAGGCCAUGUCGGAGCCAAUGGAGUGGCGGCCAGCCCCAACCUGACCCGUGCGUUGAGCAAUCCAACCCUACCGCCCCACUUUCAGCCAUCAGCUGGCCUGAUCGCUCCCGCCGGAGGAAAUGCGGGUGGAGCGGGUGCCACCUACAUUGCGGCGACUUAUGUACCCUUUAACCAGACCGGACAACUGAUGGGUAUGCAGUCGGCUGUACCCUUUCCCACGAACGGAACGGCCGGAACUCCGGCAGCCGCUUUCUACCCGCCGCCGCAGCAGAAGCAGCUUCCGCCAAAUGGUCAACAGCAAGGCCCCGGCGGGGCAGCGGGAGCUGGUCAAACACAGGCGAUAGCUUUCUACCAACUGGGGCCCACGACUCAGAACACUGCUGGAAACAAUGUGGUUAAUACCGGCAAUUCGCAUCGAGGCAACAUCCGUGGAGGCCAGAGAGCUCCUGCUGCCGCCCAGCAUCUAAACUACUUUGCCACAUACGCCGUGGCGCCGGGAAAUCCACCACGUCCCGCUCCGGCAGCGGUGGCUCCCAUGAUGAACUCGCGCAAUGGUGCCCUCAACGGAGCGGCUGCUUUUCAUCUGCCGAACUUUAUGCCGGGCUUGGGUCCGGGACCGCCAGCAGGGAUGGCCGCGGCGCCCAUGUUGGCUCCGGCUGGAAUGACGGCUCCGCUUCCCCAACCGCCAGGCGGAUUGCACACAUAUGCGCCGCACUUGCAAAGCAGUAGCGCCACUACUUUGCCCACUGUGCCGAGUGUGACAGGAGUUCCGGCUGUGGCCAGUGGUUUCUCAACCACUUCGCUGCCUACACCGCCUGUGGCCGCAGCCCAACCACAACUGGGGGCUAAUAGCGACAAGGUCAGCAAGCGCAAAUAUGCCAUUCCCAUUAUCCACCCGGAUACCAAGGAGAACGUGUUGGAUCCGAAGAGCUCGGUGUUUAUUAAGAAGGACUCGAACUCGACGCUAACACCGAGCACGGCCCUGGACUCGGACAGCACCAUGUGCCUCUUCCAGGCGCCUAUCCUCAUGGACUCCGCCUCGGCGUCAUCCAUUCUGUCGGGCUCAGUGGUGGACCAGCAUAUGCAAACUCUGCAGUCGGCGACUUCUCUAAGUCAGUCCGUUUCCUUGGAAAAGGUGCCUGGUAUAGUGUUUGCUGGUGAUGAUCCUGUGGGCCAGGAAGUCCGCCCAUCCCCUCCCCCUGGAGCCACGGAUAAGGAUCAGAUCAGCGUUAUUGUCAAGGACAUACUGGCCCACUCGGGCAACACCGAGGAGCAUCUAAGCUUCUGGCAGUACAGUGACGUGGACAAUGCCACGGAAACCCACGAUAGCUUACAGCUAGUACACUCGGAUUUGAAUCUGCCCGAAGCCGUCGACGCGGGCCAGCAGCCCGUUCUGUUCCAAGAGCAGGCAAAAAAGCAGCGGCCCAAAUCGGCCAACAAGCAAAGUACCGCUACGCCCACAUCCAUAGCGAAUGACGUAGCCGAGGCAGCGGCCAGCGGUUGCCCCGGAAUCUCCAUCCUGUCCAGAAGCCAGCCGAUGCUGACACCAGCCAGACCGUCGACACCGCCGCCAGCUUCACGUGUCGCCCAGCAGACCACCAAGUCGAUAGCUACAACAGCUGUUCCGGCGACGGCCAAGUCAACAGCGGGCUCACCCAACAGGAAAUCAAACGUUCCGCCUGCUACCUCGACCACGACCAGUUCGGGGGCCUCUUCUUCGGCAACUUCCACGCCAACCCACGCGCCCAGACAGCUACAGAAUCAGCCAGUGAAUAGCCUGCAGCAGGGCAAGCAGAUUCAAGGAAGACACUCAACUACAGCAUUACCGACCGCUUCACGCAUCUCAGCCGCCGUUACCCUGCUCGCCGGCAACACGACCAUCAACAAUUCCACCAAAAGCCAGCGCAAGGCCCAAAAACGGGCCAAGGAGCUGGAGAAGAAGAAACAGAAAUCCUCGAUAACAAGCACCACAAGCAGCAAAGGGCAGAACAACAAUGGCAAUGGCAAGGGCAAUGGCAACGGCGCCAGUAUCAACACAAACAACAAUGCUGCCACAGUGACCACAACAUCAACAACCACUCUGACAACAACCACGGCAGCAGCAACCACCAAACAAGGAACGACGGCUGUCGAUGACAAGGCGACUGCGCAACCGACGACUGAUAAGCUUAGUGCAACUAGAAAUAAUCCUAACGUAAGUUCUACUAUAAGAGACCCCAUGCUCAAUCCCAAGGAGCAGUUGUCGAGCAACAACAACAAUAAUGAUGAGGAUGACAUCGACGCGGAGGCAGACAGCGAUCCUGAAUCUGACGGCAAGGAGGACAGCAUGACGAAUAUUUCCGAAGAAAAGCUGGUAAAGCAUUUAGCUAACGAAGAGAUUGUGGCCAAGUUCCUGCAAAAGGGCAGCCCCAACACAUCCGCCGCCCCUUCGGAGACACAACAGCUGCAGUUCCUGAACAGUAGCAGCUCUGUUUGCGAGGAAGAUGACCCAGUCCCAGAAGGAUCUGGUGGCAAGGGCAAGUCCGAGGAGAAUGCUGAGGUGGAAAUCAAGUUUGGUGAUUUCCAUGAAGAGGCACGUCACGACACAGGUUUCAUAUGCAGCUCCACAUGGUCAAGCUCGACGAUCAGCAAGGCCGCGGAGGACGACUCCUCGCAGAGCAGCAGGAGUGCGGAUAAUGUCGAUUGCGCUCCCAAAGUUAAUACACCGAUUUCUGGAGAGAGGAGCGAAGGUAGCAAGAAGAGCUCUCCCCUGCAUCAGGCAACCGGCAAAGCACCGGGAUCACCCAAAGCCAGUCAGCAAAAGGUACCCAACUCGAAGAGUCCAAGCCCUAGUCCCGCUCCCCAAGUACCCAAAAACUAUCGCUACAGCAUCGAAACACUGCGUGAGCUUUCCAAGCGAUCUGAUUCGCGCAAGCCACCGCUUGUCCCCUGCCAGAAGGGCGACUGCAUCUCCCAGCUGUUCGUCUCCCGCCAGCAGCAACCCCAGCAGCACCAUAGUCACGGCCACAGCCAGCACAUCCAGCAGUACCAACAUAUGAGCUUCAACGAAUCGAUGGACUAUGUGCCCGGCAAGCGGGGUCGUGGCCACGGACCCAAUAAGAAGCACCACGAUGGACAUCCGCAGAUGGGAGGUUCGAGCGGCAUUGGCAACAUGGGAGGUGGCGGAGGAGGUGGAAUGAACUCAAAUCAGCGUCACAUGGAUAUCAUCCGGGUGCAGCUCUCGCUUAAGGAGGAGAUCAAGCUUUCUGAGUGCGAGAAUGCAUGGCAGCCGGGUACGCUGCGCCGCGUGUCCACGGCCGGUGGUCAGGACGAAGAAGACGACGUGGGGGGAGUACUGAAAAAGGUGCGCGGUAUCCUCAACAAGCUAACGCCCGACAACUUUGACGUGCUGCUUAAGGAGAUGUCCAGCAUCAAGAUGGACAAUGAAGCCAAAAUGACCAACGUCAUGCUGCUAAUCUUUGAGAAGACUAUUAGCGAGCCGAACUUUGCGCCCACCUAUGCCCGCUUCUGCAAGGUGCUAUUUCACGAAAUCAAGGCCGAAAACAAGUCGCUUUUCACCAGCUCUCUGAUCACGCGGAUUCAACAUGAGUUUGAGUCGAAUGUAAACGAUGCCAACGCGAAGGCCAAGAAAUUGCAGCCCACGAUGGAUCGCAUCAGUCAGUGCUCGGACCCGGCAAGAAAAACGGAGCUGCGCGCCGAAAUGGAGGACCUGGAGUACCAGUUCCGACGACGUGCCUGGGGAACUGUGCGCUUCAUCGGCGAACUCUUUAAGCUGCAGUCGCUGACCAGCGACCGAGUUCUCAACUGCGUGGAAUCGCUGCUCGAACACGGUUGCGAGGAGAAGCUGGAGUAUAUGUGCAAACUCUUGACUACUGUGGGACAUUUGCUCGAGGCUAGCCUACCUGAGCAGUACCAGUUGAGGGAUCGCAUUGAGAAGAUAUUCCGCCGCAUCCAGGACAUCAUAAACCGUUCUCGAGGAACGUCGCACCGCGGGCAGGUGCAGAUCAAGAUCAGCAGUCGGGUGCGAUUUAUGAUGCAGGAUGUGCUCGACCUGAGAUUGCGCAACUGGGAUCAGCCAGUCACCGCACACCAGACAGGACAGCAGGGUGGACGUGGACAGCAGCGGCACAAACCGCACGACGAUUCCAAGGAUCAGUCGCAUCACAGCAGUGGCGGAGGGCGUGGAGGUGGUGGUGGAAUGAAUCAGCACCAGCAAUCGAUGCAUCACCAGCAGCAAAAGCAUCACCACCAUGGUCACGACGGCGGAAACUACUUCAUGCAGAAGAUGCCCAACAAGCAGCACCACGAGAACCACACACUCAGCAUUGAUCCCAGCAAACUGCGCUUCAGCAGCAGCAGCGCCAGCGAUGAUACACUUGCCAAAUUAGGAAACCCUUCGCAUUAUCAGUGGCGCAAUGAGGGCAACCGUCCGGUCAGCUCGUCGAAAGUCAACUCGUCUAACGUUCCUCCGCCCACAUCGUUGCUAAAACGACCUGGCCAAAACUACAGAUUUUCCCCGUAUCAGCAGCCCGCCGACCUUAGGACACCCAUGACGGCUGCCAGUGGUAACAGGAGUCACGUGGAUCAGUCACCAGAUGCCAGUUUUGAUACCAAACAAUGCCAGGUGCUCAUUAACAUGAUGGUCGAAGAGGCUCUGAACACGCGCGAUUGGCAACCGGAGGUCCUGGCCAAUUGGCGUUCGCACAGUGGCUCGCAGCAAACGAAAACUCUGCACUACCUUCUGAUGGAAUAUCUGCAUAAGUCGAUGGUGAAGCGCCAGCAUCGUCAGGCCUGCGCCAAUGUGUUUGCCUACCUCAUGAGCAAGGAAGCCGUUGACAAGGAAGUCUUUGAAAAGGCGUACUCUCGUUUCGGAGACGACUUCCCCGAUCUGCUGGUGGACGUGCCAAACGGAUGGGGUUAUGUGUUCGAGUUCCUGGGUCCGAUUAUUCACUCGGGCCAACUGGACCUGAAGGACGUUUGGCAGCGGCGCUGGUUAGACGACUUGUUCUUCACGGAGCGCUUUGUGUACGCCUUCGUUAGCUACUGUCAGGAGUUCGGAGCCGCUUAUGCCCGCAAGCUGUGGCACAACGAUUACAAACUAUCGGGGCAGCUGUUCUGGAACGAUUCUCGCAAGUAUAGAGAGUUUGUGCAGUCGCACAGCUUUUAUUUCCUGGACAACGGGCCCGGCCAUCAGGGACAUGCCAAAGUCAAGGCGCCCACCACGCCACGGUCGCCGGUGGAGCACAUAGAGCGGAUUAGAUACCUGCUCGCCCUGUCUUGCGACAUGGCCAUCGACUACAUAAACACCAAUGUGGCUAUCAACGACAACUUUGUGAGACAGCUCACUAGGUUCCUGUGCUGUGAUUUCGCGCUGACUGUGAUGACAAAUACCCAUAAGAACAAGAGCGGCGGCAACGCGAGGCCGCCGCAGCUGAACACGGAGAGCUUUCGCAGCCGGUGCACACCACUGCUGCGACUCUGCAUCGACGCCCAGGAGGCGCUGGAGAUCGCUUGCAUAGACGAAGCCGUGGAUUCCCUGCAGCAGCACUUCAUGACCGAAGGUGAGGACGAUAUGGCCGCCAGUGAGACCAUCUGCAGUACGUUUAGCGUGCUAUACGAGAGCGAGGUGAUACCCAAGGAGUCGUUCGACAAGUGGUAUAAGCUAGAGAUGGCGCACUCGACCCUUUACCGACGCCCGUUAAUCGACAAGCUGCGUGGCUUCAUCGAGGAGAUGUAGUUGAAGUAAUACCAACCAGCAGCUAUCCGAUUGCAACCAAACCAAACACCACAACGAAGCAAACAACCAACCAUCAACUGAAGCAUACAGCAACAUCGUUUGAACCCAAUCCUUAGACUAGGCGCGGUCGUAGGGGUCCAGUCAAGAACAUUACUCAAACGAUCAGUCUUAAAUUUUGCUUGUGAAUCUUGCAACCCACAGUGGGUGACAUAGACCAAGUGUCGCCCCAACACACAUAUUUGUUGUACGAUAAGUAGAUCUGUGAACGAGUAUUCCAUACACCUAUAUGUUGUACGAUGAAUACAUCUGUCAAAACGAAAAUUCUUUGUUUUUACACACAGAUUUCCUUUGAAAAAAAAGAACCCUCAAGACCCAUUAUCCAUUUCAUUUGUAUCACAACACGUUCCUUAAAUGAAAGCUAAGAUGAUUCCCUUUCGAUGACUUGGUCAUAAUCCAACACAAAGAUAAACAUAUUUACACAUUACUCGUAUCCAAAAAAUAAAAAGAAAAUCCAAAAAAAAAUUGAAAAACUAUGUAUAACGGAAUCUCCGAUGUCGAAAACUAUUUUCAAGAAUUUUAAUUCUGACAAUGCGUUACCCAACUAAGGCUGGGUAUAUAAAUAAUUUAUUUAUAUUUACACAUGGACUAUUCACUUUUGUAAACCCACAGUAUUUCGUUAAACAUUAAAAUUAAAGCGGACUUCAUUUAUAGAACUAGCUGCGUAGCUUAGCAUACUUUUCUAGACUUAAACGAAUUUUUGUUUAUUUUACCUUUCAGUACAAAGCUUUAUGAAUUCGUUUUGUUUAUUUGAUUAUUUUAAACGAUUACCAGCAUUAAUUUAUGUAUUUUCAAUGCAAACGGCUCAAAACAUUACGACAAAUUAACCCCUCUCUUCCUAACAGAUCCGUAUUUCCAAUCUCGAUUCUGAGGCUUCUUGUUCGACUCAGAAAUUUCACGUAUAUUAAACAAAUAUAUAUAAAUAAAUUAUAACAAUAUUAAUUUAUAAAAAUUAUACGUACGUAUACUAAAAAAAUGUAAAUUAUAAAAUUCGUAAAGACAUGUAAAGUAUUUAGCACACAAAGCAUGAUUAUCCAAAGAUAAAUCUUAAAAUUAGUUGUAAAAAGGAAAGAAAAAAUACACUAAUAUUAAUUUCGAAAAUAUAAAGAAAACAUUAUAUAGCUAUUUAAACCAAAUUUAAAAAAAAUUAAAAAACUAAUCAAGCAUAGAAGCAUACACAACAAUAUAACGAGAGAAAAAAGCAAAAACAAAGAGCUCUAAGCCGCCUUCAAUUAGUAUUUUUAUAAAAUUGAAUGAAAACAAGCUAAAAACUAAAUUGAAAACGAAAAGCAACUCAAUCUCAAAAAUUAUAUAUAAUAUUUAAAGCGAGGCCACUAACAAAAGUAGCGAAAAAAUGAGUUAAACUAAACUCGAGAAUUUUGUGUAUAAACUUUAGGUUUUUUUAUUUUUACACUACAAGUGACAAAAUAUAAAAUUGAUUUACGGCAAAAGCAAAGGAAAUUGUACGCAUAAGUAAUUAGCAAAAGAAACAAAAGAAAACCGAUAAAAACAAAUGCAAAAAUCAAGUUAAAUUAAACUAGUUAAGAAUUGACAAAAGAAAAAGAAAACCCAAGCAAAGAGGGCAAUUGAAACGCUUCUGCACUAACAGGCAAAUAUUUCUAAAGCCAAGCUAAACCAUUUAUAAGCUUAAAUUGAGCAGUGGGCGCGGCACUUUAACUAGUUUCGUAGCAAUUUUCGGCAGGCAUUCCAAAUGCUUUCGGCCAACUUCUGGUAUAAAUUUAACCAAGGCAAACUGGUGUCCUGCAUUUUUAGCAGUCGAAGCAGAAGAUUGAGGAGGGCAAACAGCAGAAUCCAUGCGAAUGUAACACAAAAUCCAGCAGAAGCACACACAUGUGGCACCCAGGGCAAAAUAGGGUGACAAGAAGGGGGCGGGCAAGGCAAGAUUAAACAGAAACCAAGAAGAAAUUGUAAACAGCAAAUAAUAAAAUCGAAAAGUAAAA
Molecule: messenger RNA, 8364 nt
Organism: Drosophila suzukii
Lineage: Eukaryota; Metazoa; Arthropoda; Insecta; Diptera; Drosophilidae
Gene: eIF4G2
Product: eukaryotic translation initiation factor 4G2
Cellular component (GO): eukaryotic translation initiation factor 4F complex
Molecular function (GO): protein binding; translation initiation factor activity; mRNA binding
Source: RefSeq, a predicted model, not a curated record